Prorocentrum cordatum is the source of this 2538-nucleotide messenger RNA. The record is from the annotation of a GenBank genome assembly. Lineage: Eukaryota; Dinophyceae; Prorocentrales; Prorocentraceae.
AUGGCCAAGCGGGCCAGGAAGCAAGCGAAUCCCACCUCUCCAUCUCGAGGCUCUGGGGAUGGCGGAGACACUUCGCAGGACAAGAGACAGAGGGCGAGCGACGUCACAGGCGCAGGGUCAGUUCAGGCGCAGAGCUCAGCUGCAGACGGAGGAGAGGAGCAGGGGGCAUUUGGCAAAAUCAGGGUCUCACUAGCAGACGCUAAGACCUACACCGAGGAGGGCAUCGACGCUAUUGUCGAGACCGCCAUCGCCCGGGUGAGGAAGUGGCAAGAGAAGAAGAAGGCGGCGCUGCGCAAGCACAGAGAUGAUCCAGGCGGCGUUGCGAUAGCAAUGGCGCAUACAGACCCGCAGGAUGAUGCCGAUCGUCAGCCGCCAAGCUUCGAGGAGUUGACUAAAGCGUUACUUGCACCGCCUGUGUGCGUGGCAGUGCGGCCGCAGGUGAGCGGCCUCCCACCCUUGAGGAAGGUGCAGAGCGCGGUGGCCAAUGAGGAUGGCGAGCUCGGAGCGUCGGCCCCGGCGCUGACCGCUGCCGCCUCGCCGUCGCCGCCGCAGCCCGAGGGCCGCGAGGAUGCGGGGUCGGAGAACCAGACCGAGCAGCUCGCUGUCGAGUCCUCGGUCGGCGCGCCAGCCCCAGCGCCCCCAGCCUCGGCGGUCCGUGGCGCCUGCGAGCGCGAACCAGCGUCGCCCAGCGUCCUCGGGGAUGACGACGACGCGGUCGGCGCCAUCGCGGCGGUGGGCGGCAGCUUGGCCGACGCCUUGGGCGCGGACUUCGGCGACUCCAAGAGCUGCAUGGGGGACGAGGAGGGCGGCGCCGAUGACGAUCACUGCCAGGUCGACGACCCGCUGGAGCGGGAGGCUGGCGCCGAGGGCGACGAGGACGCCGUGCAGAUCAUCGGGGAGUCCUUCUCCACGCCCCGGAGGAAGCUGCGACCCCACGUGAGCGCGUGCUCAGAGUUUGAGCCUCGGAAUCUGGCCGAGCACAUGGUGCGCCGCUGGCUCACGGAGCUCGGCCCUGAAGUCGAAAUCGAUUGCAUCAACGGCUUGAGGAGCUUCGCUUCCAAGGUCCCGGAGGGCAUUGCCGCGCGCUGGAGUUUGUUCGCAGGUAGCGGGGUGGGGACGCAUUUCUACUCGGCGCUGCAGACCGUGUUGAACAGGGAGUUCGGAAUCGAAGUGGUAUUCGACACGACGGUGUACAGCGAGCUCAACCCAGAGAAGCAGCAGCACAUCAUGGACCAGUUCAGCCCUCGCUUCUUGGUCGGGGACGUGAAGAAGCUCAAAUCUCCUUCGAGUGACAACGACGCCCGCGGCGGCACCGAGGAGCUAUUGCCGUGGUGCUUCAUUUUAGACGCCGGGCCGCCUUGCACUUCGAGGACGCCGUUGUCGUGCCGGCGGGCUGCCAACCUUGGCUGCGUCCAGGAGAGCCGCGAGGCGACGGGCGUCGGUUUCAAUGAGACCCUCAGCGUCAUCAAGCAGCAUUGGCCGACUAUCGUUCACUUGGAGUGCGUUAAGGAAUUGAAUCAGGAGGGUGGCGUUCAGCAGGAUUCGGAUGCUUCUUGGGUUACCAGCGAGCUGAAGAAGAUGGGGUACUGGGCUCACCACGGCACGCUUGACUCCUGCGACUUCGGGGCUUACCCGCGGCGCGUGCGGACGUAUUGGACUGGAAUGCUGCACAUGAAAGGUUCGCCGGAUGAGAUCGCUCACCAUUUCAAUCGAGUGCUGGUGGCGUGCAGGCUGCCCAACGCCAGCGAUGCCGACAACCCGAAAACCUGGCCGUGUAUUGAAACCAACGACGAGUUUCUCAAGCGCAUGUCGACAGUCUCUGGGAUCCCACUGUGGUCCGACUUCGGCGUUGGCAGGGAGAGCAAGUCGAAGAAGGAUGAUCCGAAUUGGAAGCACGAGCACAGGGAGAUCUUCCAGGCGAAUGGCAUUCAGUGGCCUUUUGACCAUGCGGCGCCGCCCGUUGGCGGCGAUGUCAUCCAUAGGUCGGGAAUGCUGCCUCGCGAGUUCGAGCUCGCAGUUAUGUCGCACGUCCUCUUCCCGAUGGCGAUCGGCACCCAGAUGGAGUUCUUCGACGUGAACCAGAGCACGCAGCGGACCAUCAAGCGGCACCUGGACGAGGACACUUACCGCCCGAAAAGUGUUACUGGUGAUGCUGUUGCGCCGUCGCCGUGGUCAUCGAGGCCCCCGACAUUGGUUGGCAGCAUGACGAUGAUCGUGCGGUACCGCAGCAGUGGCGUCGUCCAUGUCAGGGCGGUUGAGCCGAUCGAGCUCUUCACGAUGAUCGGCUGGGACGCCGCGAUGUGGAAGCGCAGGAAUGACCAAACCAAGGAUUUCAGCUACCUCGACAUGAUCUCGAACAUGGCGGGCAAUGCGUAUUCGCUCUUCCACCUGGGCCCGUGGGCGAUCGCAAGUCUUUCGACGUUCGGCCGAUUCUAUGAGCCGAGCCCGUAUGCAGCCCAGGGCGACAGUGGCGCCCCGGAUGAGGGGGGCGCUGAAGAUGUUGUCGAUUCCAGCGACGUUUCGGCCAGCAGCGACUGA